CCUGCUUGGGAGGAAGAUACGGGUCAGUGGGGCGAAGUAACGGGAUUUUCAGCGUUAAUUGUUUACGGUGGCGGAGUUAUUGCUCGGUAAAUGUCAGUGUAAAAUGGCGAGCAGUUAGCUGACCUCCGGGGUUCCUAGAAACAGCCGAGAGAACAAAACACCCACCACGUCGACUACAGGGUAUUGUUUAUGCCAGCUAACUCCAGAGUAGGAGGGAUGUAGCUGCGCUCGCUCAGCUGCGGCUUCACAGAGAAGACGCCCUCUUUCUCGGCCACCCCCAUCACCGCACGCAGCGCCCCGAUGCCUAACACAUCAGAAGGUCAAGGAGCGAACCUCCCCCGGCCCGCGGAGCGGUCGGAGCUGCGGAGGCCCGCGGAUGGAGAGGAGGAGGAGGACCACGGGCUGAUCAGCUCUCUCGCCCGGGACGCCGCGAGGCUGAGGCGGGCUUCGAGUGCUGAGCUUCACCUGCAGUGGACCUGCCCGGUCACGCACUCCCGGGAAAAGUUCUACACGGUCUGCUCCGACUACGCUUUGCUCAACCAGGCGGCCUCCGUGUACUGCUGUCCGCCGAAGGUGGCCAGGAACAAGCAGGAGGACGGGGCCCCGCUCGGGAAGCCCAAAGCCUCCUCGGACUUCAGCGGCGGUCACACUGGAGGGGGUCCUGUGGGGUCAGACGGGGACUGCGACGUGGAUGAGGUGUCCUCCGGCCACGCUAAGCCUCUUCUGGCCUGGGAGAUUGACACAGCGGACUUUAAUACCGUAUUCACUAGGAAAAUAAGAACCAGCAAUGGGAAGAAAUGCAGCUCUAAGAAGAUGAGGGCUUCAGACAGACCCAGCAGGAAUCUGCAGGAUGUCCCUGUUCUUGCAUCCCUGGAGGAGAUCAAGCAGAGGAAAGUGCUGGACCUCAGAAGAUGGUACUGCAUCAGCCGGCCGCAGUACAAGACGUCUUGUGGCAUCUCCUCGCUGGUGUCCUGUUGGAACUUCCUGUACAGCACUCUGGGUGCAGGAAGCCUUUCGCCCAUCUCUCAGGAGGAGGCGCUGCACAUUCUGGGCUUCCAGCCGCCUUUCGAAGACAUCAAGUUUGGCCCCUUCACCGGCAAUGCCACGUUGAUGCGGUGGUUCAGGCAACUCAACGACAAUUUCCGAGUGCGAGGUUGCUCCUACAUUUUGUACAAACCUCACGGUAAACACAAGACGGCUGGAGAAACGGCUGAAGGUGCGCUGAUGAAGCUGACCCAAGGCUUGAAGGAUGAGUCCAUGGCCUACAUUUACCACUGUCAGAACCAUUACUUCUGCCCAGUGGGCUUCGAGGCUACGCCACUGAAAGCAGCAAAGGCCUACAGGGGUCCUCUGCCCACAAAUGAAAUGGAGCACUGGAUCUUAAUCGGCGAGCCCAGUAGGAAACAUCCAGCGAUCCACUGUAAAAAAUGGAUGGACAUCGUGACCGACCUCAACACGCAGAAUCCAGAGUACCUGGACAUCCGCCACACAGAGCGGGGACUGCAGCGCCGCAAGACCAAAAAGGUGGGCGGCAACCUGCACUGCAUCAUGGCCUUCCAGAGGGUGAACUGGCAGAAGCUCGGCCCCUGGGCUCUAAACCUGGAGAACCUGCGCCACGACUUCCAUCAGCCGGCCUCAGACCGGGACCACGGCAGCGUGGCCGACGACUUGGAGGAGAGGACGCCGUCCAAGCGUCUGACCCAGCUGGGACGCUCGCAGAGCAUGGGGAGUCAGAAGGACACCUGCAGCUGGAAACGGCUGUCCAACACCACGGAGUACAGACAGAGGAGCUCCCCCGAGAGCGACCUGGAGGAGGACAUCACAGACUGAGACGCUUCCUGUGGACAUUCAGGGGCGGGACGUCGUGACAACCGACGACAAAACACAGAGCAGAUGAUUCUAAAGGAUAGGCCCCGUAAAAAACCUUGCAAAGUGUUGGUUCAGCUCAUUGUUUUAACAGCGUUUAUUCGUAGUUUUUAGGAAAUAUUUAAAUAGCGUUUAAAGGUCUUUGUUGGUAUUGGGCAUUCCUUUGACCUCAUCACAUCUAAAAUCCUUUUUCCUGUUUUGUGUCCCCACAAACACGAACAACCCCCUAAGCUGUGACUCUAUUUUUCCGGUUUCAGGGGUGACCCAAAGGCUACAGCAGCUUCAAAAUAUACGUUUCCACUAUUUCAUCUUAGCACUGCCAAAGGAUUUCCUUGUUUUCCACAAGCGACCUAGCAAGGGGAGAAGGUGAACCAAGACUUCUCCAGCCACUGGAAACAGACAAAUUCCAGUCCGAAUAGAAGCCUAACUGGUCUUAAAAUCCCAUCCGAACUUUUUUUGGUCAGCUCUAGAACUUGCGCUGACAUCAACACUCUUCGGCAUGAAGGUUAUCACUGAAUGAAGAAGACUCAAUCUUAACUGUUUUGAAUAUUAGUUUCCGGUCCAUGGACAGGGAAUAGAGACACAAACACUGUCAUCUUUUGCAACAUUCAUAAAAAAUAAUGGCAAAUCAUGAGGAGGGAAGAAUUUACUACGUUAGCGUAAUAGGGCUGUUGUAGAUGGAGAAAGAAAAGAACAUUUCCGCCAAAAAACAGGAAUUUUUAGAUCAAUGUCAGGAAUGUGCUAGAAAGACGAGGAAAUUUCUGAAUUCCAAAAAACCCAAAUUUUGAGAUUAAUCUCAGAACAUUUAUAGAAAAAAACAAGGAAAAUUCAGAGUUUGAAAAGCCAAACAUUU
Xiphophorus maculatus (southern platyfish) is the source of this 2719-nucleotide messenger RNA. RefSeq names its product basic, immunoglobulin-like variable motif containing (gene bivm). The transcript is spliced from 10 exons. Gene Ontology annotation, biological process: nucleotide-excision repair. Gene Ontology annotation, molecular function: single-stranded DNA binding; DNA endonuclease activity. The record is from RefSeq and is a predicted model, not a curated record. NCBI's taxonomy places the organism in Eukaryota, Metazoa, Chordata, Actinopteri, Cyprinodontiformes, Poeciliidae. The coding region runs from base 301 to 1830 and encodes 509 amino acids. Gene Ontology annotation, cellular component: nucleus.